AUGAACUUAGAACCUAGUACAUCUGAUGGUGAUAAUAAAGAUGGAUUUGUUUAUGCAGCCGAUGGUCUCAAGCUUGAUGGAUUGAUGAUUGAAAGGUUGAGCAGAAUUGGGAUAAGUCAAGGUAUUGUUGCACCAAUGGGCAAAACAUUUAUAAAAGGAUACAGCUGUCACUUCAAACUAAAAGCUGAUAACAUAUCCGCAGCUAUUUUGAACUCAAAAGUCGCACUCCACUUCAACAUUGGUCAUGAUUCAAAGUCAAAUGAUUUUCCCACAAUUUCGUCACAGAUUGGAUAUAUCAGAGUUUUUUUGCAACAACAUCAAAAUGAAACACCUAUUGCAAUCCAUACACAUAACAAAGCGAUUAUUGAGCAAAUAAUUCGUUUGAAGAAUGAGUUUCCUUCACAAACAUUCAUUAUAGUUGGUGGACAAGAAGCUUAUAUGAUAGCAGACCAAAUCUCCAGAGCAAAAAUUAGUAUCGUUUUAUCACCAUGGAGAUGUACAGCUAAAUUUUGGGAAAACAGACAUUGCUCACCAAAUAUGCCAUUAAGUGAAUCAUCUAUCGAAAUUUUAUACAAGGCUGGUGUUCAAUUUUCAAUCGCGUAUGAUGAAGCUACAAACCUCAGAAGAAUAUUUUGGGAGGUUGGGUCUGCCGCUAAAUCCAUUGAAUCAACCAAUUUUACAUUUGUGGAAACAGUUAAUUUAAUAACAAGUGUCGAAGAGAUAUUUGGCAUUGAACAAAACAAAAACCUGUUAAUUUUUGAACAUAAUCCAUUUGAAUUUGGUGCCAAUAUUGCGUUGAGUGUCGAAGACGGUAGAGUGGAGCGUUGUUACCCAAAUGUUGAGGAGAUUUUACAUGGCAAUUUAUUAUUUUAA
Messenger RNA from Hansenula anomala, 873 nucleotides. RefSeq lists its product as uncharacterized. Lineage: Eukaryota; Fungi; Ascomycota; Saccharomycetes; Phaffomycetales; Wickerhamomycetaceae. The transcript has a single exon. The record is from RefSeq and is a predicted model, not a curated record. Bases 1 to 873 code for a protein of 290 amino acids.